AGCUGGCGCUGGCCGUGCGCAUGACGCUGCGUAGCGGGCUGCGAGGCUGGGGGCGGAGGGGCUGGGGAGUCGGGCGCGUUAUAUUCGUUUGCUGUUGGGCUGGCGGCGUUGCCGGCCUGGGGCAGCCGGGGAGCGAGCGGUCAGGAGCCGACCUUCCUGCUAGCCGCGCUGUGACGGCUUUUCGGCUUUGCCCUCCUUGCUGAGGUCCCCGCUGCCAGGCUCCGGCCCCAGAGUGCUCUUCAUCUGGUUCUGUUUCGAUGCCUGGCAAACUCCUGUGUCUUCUUUGAACUAUGGCUCUAAUGUCACCUCCGUGAGGACUUAUUCAACUUCUCUAAAUGUGAAGUAGUCUGAUCAGUCAUGGUCCCCUGAACAGGGCUUACAAGGACCUUGUUUUCAUCCUUUCUCACCCAUGAAGUGCUCCAUUCUCGUCCUUCAAGACUCAGGUCACAUACCUUCUGUUCUGUGAAACCUUUGCACCUCUUAAUGAUCUCUUCUGUCUCUGCACUUCAGACAACACGAUGGUGGGCGAAGAGAAGACGUCUGUAAAAAAACGGCUGUCGAAGUCCAGUAAACAUGCUGAGGAAAAGGAAGAAGGCCAGAGAGACUGUACAGAGGAGUCCCAAGAGACACCUAGUAACGGUCGGAUUGAUUUAAAACAGCUGAUAGCAAAGAAGAUACAGUUGACAGCAGAGGCAGAGGAAUUGAAGCCCUUUUUUAUGAAGGAAGUUGGCAGUCACUUUGAUGAUUUUGUGACCAAUCUCAUAGAAAAAUCUGCAUCAUUAGACAAUGGUGGUUGUGCUCUCACAUCCUUUUCUGUUCUUGAAGGAGAGAACAGCCACAGAGCUAAAGAUCUGAGAGCACCUCCAGAACAUGGAAAGAUUUUUGUUAUAAGGCGAUCUCUCUUAGAUGAGCUGUUUGAGGUGGACCACAUCAGAACGAUAUAUCACAUGUUCAUUGCCCUCCUCAUUCUCUUCAUUCUCAGCACACUUGUAGUAGAUUACAUUGAUGAAGGAAGGCUAGUGCUUGAGUUCAAUCUCAUGUCUUAUGCUUUUGGCAAACUUACUGUUGCUAUGUGGACGUGGUGCACCAUGUUCUUAUGUACACUUACAGUUCCCUAUUUCCUGUUUCAACGCUGGGCCAGAGGCUAUCACAGGAGUUCUCAUCCAGUAGUCCAUUCUGUCUUGCAUUGCUUCCUUUUUGUGGUCUUCCAGAUUGGAGUUCUAGGUUUGGGACCACUUUAUGUUGUAUUAGUGUAUACACUACCACCAGCUUCCCGAUUCAUUGUUAUACUCGAACAGAUUCGUUUUAUAAUGAAGGCCCACUCAUUUGUCAGAGAGAAUGUGCCUCGGGUACUCAAUUCAGCCAAGGAGAAGUCAAGCACUGUUCCAGUACCCACAGUCAACCAGUACUUGUACUUCUUAUUUGCUCCUACCCUCAUCUACCGUGACAACUAUCCCAGGACUCCCAUUGUAAGAUGGGGUUACGUGGCUAUGCAGUUUGCACAGGUUUUUGGUUGCUUUUUUUAUGUGUACUACGUCUUUGAAAGGCUCUGCACCCCCUUGUUUCGGAAUAUCAAACAGGAGCCCUUCAGCGCUCGUGUUCUGGUCUUAUGUAUAUUUAACUCCAUCUUGCCAGCUGUGCUGAUACUGUUCCUUAGUUUUUUUGCCUUUUUGCACUGCUGGCUCAAUGCCUUUGCUGAGAUGUUACGCUUUGGUGACAGGAUGUUUUAUAAGGAUUGGUGGAACUCCACAUCAUACGCUAACUAUUACAGGACCUGGAAUGUGGUGGUCCAUGACUGGCUAUAUUACUAUGCUUACAAGGACUUUCUCUGGUUUUUCACAAAGAAGUUCAGGUCAGCUGCCAUGUUAGCUGUCUUUGCUGUGUCUGCUGUAGUGCACGAAUAUGCCUUGGCUGUUUGCUUGAACUUUUUCUAUCCAGUGCUUUUUGUGCUCUUCAUGUUCUUUGGAAUGGCUUUCAACUUCAUUGCCAAUGAUAGUCGGAAAAGGCCAAUUUGGAAUGUUCUGAUGUGGACUUCCCUUUUCGCGGGCAAUGGAGUCCUCCUGUGCUUUUAUUCUCAAGAGUGGUAUGCACGUCAACACUGCCCCUUGAAAAAUCCCACAUUUCUGGAUUAUAUCCGGCCACGUUCCUGGACUUGUCGUUACGUGUUUUAGAAGCUUGGACUUUGUUUCCUUCCUUGACUGAAGAUGGGGUAUUCUACCUGAUUUGGGGCCAGCAUCUGUUUCCAGCCGUUACUGAAGUUAUCUGUGUUAUUUGGACCACUCCAGGCUUUACAGAUGACUCACUCCAUUACUAGGUCACCUGAAGCUGAGCUGUUAGAAGUUUCCUGGAAGCCUGUACACUUUUAAGCAGUUCUUAAUUUUUUCCUUUUUGGGAGAAGGGAGACUUGUAGCUGAUAUAAUGACAGAUUUUUUGCUGGGUCAUAUCAGCUUAAACCUCAGAAAUUCUGUUUUGUUUCUUGAUUCCAUCUAAUUAGAGACUAAACAUCAUGUUUUCUUGGCCACUGAAUUAGCCAAAACAUUGAUGAAGAAAUCAUUUAAGUACCUCUGGCUUAGAAAUUUUUUCAUGUGCGUUGUUGGAAUGUAUGCUAAUUAACCAUGCAAUUGGGAAAGAAAAUAAUGUGGAAUGUUUUGCUAUUUCUAGUAGAGAGAAAAUAUCUAUUUUUCCAAAGAUAAUCUUGUUAUAUAUCCUAAUUUGUAUUUUUUUUCAGUUCUAUUCUAUUUUUAUCUUGUUUUUGCUAUACAGUGUAGGUCGUGAUGUCUGAAGCAAAAUUAUCCCUUUCACUUUGAAUUCUUGAGUUUGCAUCCAUAGUAUUAUAUAUUGAGGAGGACAGAAGUAGGAAGGGAAAAAGAAGUGGCACAGGACAAAGAAAAAUAUUCCUCUUUUAACUUCUAAAGUAAUUUUUAAAAACUUGCAGAGUCAAUCAUAUGUUUAAAUUAUUUUAUUGUGGAACUUAUGUGGAAGAUACCUGAAAGUUUAAACAACAAAAGUUAAUAACUUCUUUGAAGUUAUUUAGAAGUAACCUUUGGUACAGUUAUUUUUAUCUAAUAAAUACUGACGUGAAUUAUUUUUCAGACUAGUAAGUCUGUAACAUAAGUAUUAAUCACCACCAUUAAUAUUAAAGGGAAUAUUAAAGAUCCAGAAGCUGGCUUCUGCAUUUGCUCAAUUAUUAUACUUUUAAUGGUAGUGUACUUUA
Molecule: messenger RNA, 3214 nt
Organism: Balaenoptera ricei (Rice's whale)
Lineage: Eukaryota; Metazoa; Chordata; Mammalia; Artiodactyla; Balaenopteridae
Gene: SOAT1
Product: sterol O-acyltransferase 1
Exons: 18
Coding region: 519-2171 (550 amino acids)
Biological process (GO): cholesterol homeostasis; cholesterol metabolic process; cholesterol efflux
Cellular component (GO): endoplasmic reticulum membrane
Molecular function (GO): cholesterol binding; fatty-acyl-CoA binding; cholesterol O-acyltransferase activity
Source: RefSeq, a predicted model, not a curated record